Messenger RNA from Sphaeroforma arctica JP610, 2321 nucleotides. RefSeq names its product T-complex protein 1 subunit alpha. Gene Ontology annotation, molecular function: ATP binding; ATP-dependent protein folding chaperone; ATP hydrolysis activity. The record is from RefSeq and is a predicted model, not a curated record. Gene Ontology annotation, biological process: protein folding. Lineage: Eukaryota; Ichthyosporea; Ichthyophonida. The transcript has 10 exons. Gene Ontology annotation, cellular component: chaperonin-containing T-complex. Bases 12 to 1625 code for a protein of 537 amino acids.
UAACGGCGGCCAUGUCGCUGGCAAAUACUGUCAAGUCUUCUCUGGGACCCGUCGGUUUAGACAAGAUGUUGGUGGACGAUGUUGGGGAUGUCACCAUCACCAACGACGGCGCUACAAUCCUCUCACUGCUCGAAGUAGAGCACCCUGCGGCCAAAGUGCUUGUCGAGUUGGCUGGACUCCAGGACUCCGAGGUGGGGGAUGGCACUACCUCAGUAGUGAUCUUGGCUGCGGAGCUACUCAAAAAUGCGGGAGAACUAGUAGACCAGAAGAUCCACCCCACAGCUGUGAUUGCGGGGUAUUUACUGGCUAUGAAACAGGCACAAAAGUUCAUCCAGAAAGAGAUGACACUCCUAACUGAAGACCUGGGGCGUGAUAGUCUCAUCAACUGUGCUAAGACCAGCAUGUACUCCAAGAUCAUUGGCACAGACAUGGACUUCUUCUCCGAGAUUGUCGUAGACGCCAUGCUGGCCACCAAGCGUGUAAAUGCCAAGGGAAAUGUCAAGUGUCCCGUGGGCGCCGUAAAUGUGCUGAAAGCUCAUGGAGCUCGGGCCAAGGAUACCAGACUCGUGCAUGGAUACGCUCUCAACUGCACAAUAGCAUCGCAGGCGAUGGUAAAGAGUGUCACAGACGCCAAAAUUGUUUGUCUGGAUGUCAAUCUGCAGAAGCAGAAGCUGGCUUUGGGUGUACAAGUACAGGUCAGCGACGCUCACGAGCUGGAGAAGAUCAAAGACAGAGAAAGCGAGAUCAACCGCAUGCGUGCAGAGAUGAUCCUUGCUACCGGUGCCAACGUAGUACUGACUACCAAGGGCAUCGAUGAUGAGGUGUGUAAGCUGAUGAUCGCCCGAGGUGUUAUGGGUAUCCGUCGGUGCAAGAAGGAGGAUCUGAAGCGCAUCGCCCGCAUCACAGGCGCAACGCUCAUCAGUUCGCUUGCGGAUAUGGAGGGAGACGAGUCCUUCGAUGCCUCCAGUCUGGGCUAUGCCGAGAGUGUGGCACAGGAGCGUAUCUCUGACGACGAGUUGAUUAUCAUCAAGGGCACCAAGGCCUAUUCCUCCGCAUCCAUCAUCCUGCGCGGCGCCAACGACUUCAUGUGCGACGAGAUGGAGCGUGCCGUGCACGACAGUCUGUGUGUGGUUCGUGGAGUGAUUGAGAGUGGUAAGGUGGUCCCGGGUGGGGGUGCUGUGGAGGCUGCCCUGUCUCUGCACUUGGAGAACUAUGCGCUGUCUCUGGAGUCGCGCUCGCAGAUUGCCAUUGCUGCGUUUGCCAAGGCGAUGCUGGUGAUCCCCAAGACCUUGUGUGUAAAUGCGGCGAAGGACACGGUUGAGUUGGUGUCGCAGUUGCGAGCGGCGCAUAACACGGCACAACAAGCCAGGUUACAAGAUACCCCCAGCGAGGCAGACCUAAACCUCAAAUGGAUUGGACUGGACCUGCACAAGGGCGAGACUCGGGACAACGUCGCCGCAGGUAUUCUCGAGCCUGCUCAGUCGAAGAUCAAGAGUAUCAAGUUUGCCACUGAGGCCGCUAUCACCAUUCUGCGUAUUGACGAGGCUAUUCGAAUUCAGCCCACGCCGAGUGCAGACGAUGACCCUCACUCUUACGAGAAGGCCAUGGCACGCGGGCAGCUUUAGGGCUAAGCCAAUCAAAUGCGAGUGAAUCUCACUUGGCUAUUGCAUGGGCGUGUGUGGGACAACCGAAUCGGCGACCCGACACGUCCUAAUAUAUAAUAAAAGUUAGAGGGAUGUCAGCAAGCAGCGGGGCAUGUGUGCGUGUGUGCGUAUCGUAUAUGUAUCGCAGUACGGAGUCAAGGCCAUGUUGGCUGUGGUAGUUAGUGACACGUAGUUACGCAUAGCCACACACACAGAGAGGCUGAGGUAGGCACCCCACAUAGUUAGUGCGAGUGACUAUACAAUGGAGUCUAUGGCUUGGGAUGGAGGAUCGACCCGAUGACGCGGAGUGCGGCUGGAGUCAGCUGCUUGCUUUGGCUGUGUUGGGGCGAUUGGUUCCAUCGUCUGUGCUGCGCAUUGACUGGCUUCAGACGGAUCAAACAUGCUAUGGUAAGUGUCCCUAUACUCGGCUAUGAUAUGCGGAACACAUCCCGAUCACGGGCAGGCCGCAGCAAGGGUACCAAACUGCGCGGAUAUGUAUUUAUGCGAGCCACGUCUCUGCUGUACGGCAAGUGGUAUGGGAUGAGUGGUAGGACAGGGGGCUGUUAGUGCUGCGUUGGGGAGCGGAGGGUGCCGCAAAGUGCAAAGUUGACAACAACCAGUCUACUGUUGACGGACGAGGACUUAUGCAAAUAAAUAUUAAACACGAACAAUGACCAA